Messenger RNA from Triticum aestivum (bread wheat), 1614 nucleotides. RefSeq names its product protein farnesyltransferase/geranylgeranyltransferase type-1 subunit alpha. Bases 1 to 1218 code for a protein of 405 amino acids. Gene Ontology annotation, biological process: protein geranylgeranylation; protein farnesylation. Gene Ontology annotation, cellular component: CAAX-protein geranylgeranyltransferase complex; cytoplasm; protein farnesyltransferase complex. The transcript is spliced from 5 exons. Gene Ontology annotation, molecular function: CAAX-protein geranylgeranyltransferase activity; protein farnesyltransferase activity. NCBI's taxonomy places the organism in Eukaryota, Viridiplantae, Streptophyta, Magnoliopsida, Poales, Poaceae. The record is from RefSeq and is a predicted model, not a curated record.
AUGCGGAUCGCGGCGGCGCGGCUCGGGACUUCGCCGGAAACGGGCUACGAGGCACCGUUUGGCCCGCGCUAUAGCGCGUUCGAAAGCGGAGGCGAAGCCGCGUCGUUCUGGGGCUACGGCACGGUCGGAGCGGGGGUGCAUCGACGGCGGCGACCUCAACGGCGGAGGUCGGAGGUCGGGCACGGGUGGAGCGGUGCUAGGGGGUACGGCGAGCGGCGCGGAUCUGCUCUACGGGGCCCUUGGAGUCCCAGGAGCAUGGGGUCGAGCUCGCUUUCGAGCUCAGGGGACCGAGGCCGCGACGGCGAGGCGAACUGCAACGGCGAGCUCUCGGACGCGGUGGCGGGGCUAGCUCGGGGGCGCGGGCGAGCGAACGGCAAGGGAGAGGAGAAGCGGAAGCUCACCACCGUUGCUGAGAAGGCCCGGGGAAGACGCGCGGCUUCCGGAGUUGUUGGCGAGGCGGCGGUGGUAUGGCAUUUCAGGCGCGUUGUUCUAGAGGCACUGGAUGCUGAUCUGUUGCUAGAAAUGCAUUUUGUGGACCAAAUUGCUGAAUCUAAUCCAAAAAAUUACCAUGUCUGGCAUCACAAGAGAUGGCUUGCUGAGAAAAUAAGACCAGAUGCUGUAAAUAGUGAACAUGACUUCACAAGGAAGAUACUUGCUAUGGAUGCUAAAAACUACCAUGCUUGGUCCCAUAGGCAGUGGGUUAUUCAAGCAUUGGGUGGAUGGGAGAGUGAACUGCAGUACUGCAACCAGCUUCUUGAGGAAGAUGUCUUCAAUAACUCAGCUUGGAAUCAGAGAUACCUUGUGGUAACACGAUCACCAAUUCUUGGGGGCCUUGCGGCAAUGCGCGACUCAGAAGUAGAUUACACAGUUGAGGCCAUUAUGGUGAACCCUCAGAAUGAAAGCCCCUGGAGAUACCUCAGAGGUUUAUAUAAGGAUGAUAACAAUUUGCUGGUGGCUGAUAAUCGCAUUUCUGAUGCUUGCCUCAAGGUCCUGAAUAAGGAUUGGACAUGCGUAUUUGCUUUGAGCUUCCUGCUUGAUCUUCUUCGCAUGGGUUUGCAGCCUUCGGAUGAACUUAAAGGAACCAUCGAAGCAAUGGAGAACUCUGAUCCUGAAACGGGACAUGCUGAUAUUGCAGUAGCUGUCUGCUCAAUCCUGCAGAAAUGUGAUCCCCUGCGGAUAAACUACUGGUCAUGGUACCAGACCACUCUUUCUUCUUAGACAUCUGAAAAUUCAGCUGAAGACAGUUUUAGCAGCAUGAUGUAAACUCAAUCGAAGGGGUUGACGCAGUGUAUGAAAAACCUUUCCUGUGAUCUUGGUGCGGAGCAAAAUUUGUACUGAUUUUACUGGGAAAAAUCAAUCAAUGACAGCAUGCCCAACAAUGUCUUGUGUGAAUAUGUUACUGCCUGAUAUUCACAUGUUAGCAGAAUGAGAAUAACCAAUCAAACUCCAACGAGCAGAUUGUUACAGUAACGGCCACUGGUGGUGUGAAAAUCCUGAAAUCUGCUUCAGUCACUUUGCCUUGUUUACAGUUGAGUCUGUUGUUGUGAUCUGUACCUAAUGCAUGUACACAAUCAUCAAAUUAUUAGUUUUUGUACCAAUGAGUAUUCGAUGAAA